Moneuplotes crassus is the source of this 732-nucleotide messenger RNA. NCBI's taxonomy places the organism in Eukaryota, Ciliophora, Spirotrichea, Euplotida, Euplotidae. The record is from the annotation of a GenBank genome assembly.
AUGUAUAAGAAAGUUUCAGGAUAUACUGAGCCUCAGGAUACUGACAAGGUUAAAGAAGAGGUUGUCAAGGGCAGAGAAAACUUCUUUGAAGUCAUGGGCCAAUUACGUGGCAAGAAAGAUGAGUAUAAAGAAAUCAAAGAGAAAAGAGUAAAAAGAAUGAAGGACCAAGCUAAAGAAGAAAAAGAGUCUCAAAAAUUUAAAUUCGGGGCUAUGGAAAGAAAAGACCCUUUUAAGAAUGCUGUGAGAUGGAAAGGCUAUUUCCAAAAGCAAGUUGAAAUUCAUGAACCAGCAAGAGAUUAUCGAGAAAGAGAGGCACUCAUUUUUCCAGAUAAGGUGAAAGAGCACCACAGAGAUGUAUUUAGAAAGAGUGAUCCAACUGGCUAUUUCACUAAGAUGGUAGGGAGAGAAGUUGAUAAAUAUGACCAAGAUAAGCAAAAAUACUUUGAGAAACCAUCAAGACCAGAUGGGUCUACUAUCAAAAUGGCUUCAAUCAAGAAUCCUGAUGGAACCAUUAGUUGGGAAAAGCAGCAAGUAAAAUGGCAUGCAACUAAACAUAAAUGAGAGGAGAUUGGACAUGUCAAACCUCUGAUCGAUAACACAUUAACUCCUAGAGGUAGAACAAAGGCUAUCAGUCUUGAAAGAAACUAUGAGAAGAAAAAGAAGUGGAUUCAUAACGACUUUGUCCCAAAAGAAUUCAAAGUGAAAGAGGUUAAAAAAAGUUAUAAAGCCUAA